Molecule: messenger RNA, 185 nt
Organism: Paramecium octaurelia
Lineage: Eukaryota; Ciliophora; Oligohymenophorea; Peniculida; Parameciidae
Source: the annotation of a GenBank genome assembly
AUGGAGGAAAAAAAUAGCCAUUCGUACCUGCAGUCCUAAACACAGAAUUUAGAAUUCAAAAGAGAAAUCAAAGUACAAGUACCCAUCUCAUCUAGUUGCUGAUCUGAUUUAAUCUAACUCUUUACUUAAAGAUAGGUUGUCUUGAAACUAAGCAAAUAUACAUAGAACCUCAGGGAAUUGAAUGA